CAAAACGUUCACGGGGUGCUUGUCAUUGAUGCGGAAAAAAAACCUGUCGUAUCAUUUGCUUUGCUGCAGUGAAAAAACGUGUUCGUAAAAGUAUGGAUCCUCCGAAAAAAAAACGCAUUCAUGAAAAAGCAAAAAGUGCCAAAUCCGCCGCAGUACUUCAAGCAUGGUUAAAUCGAGGAAAUCCUCGUGAUGGAAGUGCCAGUUCGUGCGAUUUGAACGGAAAUCAACAAGCUUGUGUUUCCCGACAGUCAGCGGACAAGAACGUUGCUUGCACGAGCACAAGGGACAGAAUUGCGUCCGUAGAAAGUCCUCACCCGGCGGAGCUCAAAUGUCCGGAGACCGAUUUCGGUGUCGCAAAACCGGCAGGCACGGACGACGCGAUAAGCACCGAUUUCGGAACAAGUGGUAGUCCUUUUCGGGUGGAGCUCAGCUGUUCGGCUAUCGAUAUUAAUGUUGCGCAGCGGACGGUCACGGAUGGUACGGCCUGCACCGAUACCGAGGUGUCGACUUCAAGAACAAAUGCGAUCGAAACGGAUCGCGAGCUCAACAAGCCAAUCCUGCGCUGGUUUGCAACCGGUUCUGUUCGGAACAAUGAUAAAUCAAUGGAUAAACAUCUCAGAACGGCUCCCGGUGAUUCUCCGCGAUCUACGAAGGCUGUUGGAUCAGCCGCCAGUUACGUUCCGGCCAAUCACGGUGUCCUAACACCGGCAGUCGCGGACGACACGAACAGCUCUGGUUCCGGAAUAAUUGAGUCUACAGCAGGAAAUCUUCACCGGGCGGAGCUCAUAUGUACUAUGACCGAUUUCGGUGUCGCAAAUCCGGCAGGCACGGAGCGGACUGGAAAAAGUGUGCUUUCCGUUGGAUGUCUUUUUCAAGCGGAGCUCGGCUUGACGGCUCCCGGUGAUUCUCCGCGAUCUACGAAAGGUGAUGGAUCAGCCGCCAGUUACGUUCCGGCUGAUCACGGUGUCUUAACACCGGCAGUCGCGGACGACACGACCAGCUCUAAUCCCGGAAUAAGUGAGCCUACCGCAGGAAGUCUUCACCGGGCAGAGCUCAGCUGUACUAUGACCGAUUCCAGUGUCCUAAAUCCGGCAGGCACGGAGCGAACUGGAAAAAGUGUACUUUCCGUUGGAAGUCUUUUUCAAGCGGAGCUCGGCUUGACGGCUCCCGGUGAUGGAUCAGCCGCCAGUUACGCUCCGGCCGAUCACGGUGUCUUAACACCGGCAGUCGCGGACGACACGACCAGCUCUGAUUCCGGAAUAAGUGAGUCUACCGCAAGAAGUCUUCACCGGGCGGAGCUCAGCUGUUCGGCGAUCGAUAAUAAUGUCGCGCAGCGGACAGUCACGGAUGGUACGGCCUGCACCGAUACCGAGGUGUCGACUUCAAGAACAAAUGCGAUCGAAACGGAUCGCGAGCUCAACAAACCAAUCCUGCGCUGGUUUGCAACCGGUUCUGUUCGGAACAAUGAUAAAUCAAUGGAUAAACAUCUCAGAACGGCUCUUUUUGAUUCUCCGCGCUCUACGAAAGCUGUUGGAUCAGCUGCUAGUUACGUUCCGGCCGAUAGCGGUGGCCUAACGGACGACGCAAGCAGCUCUGAUUCCGGAAUAGGUGCUGCUAAUGGAACUCCUCACCGGAAUGUGCUCUACGAAAGCUGUUGGAUCAGCUGCUAGUUACGUUCCGGCCGAUAGCGGUGGCCUAACGGACGACGCAAGCAGCUCUGAUUCCGGAAUAGGUGCUGCUAAUGGAACUCCUCACCGGAAUGUGCUCACGGCCGAUUUCGGUGUUGCGAAGCCGACAGGUACGGUGUCUAAAAAGCAACCAUUUAUUGAAGAUCCAUCGAAAACGAUCCAACCUGCUGAAAAAGUGCGCAAAGUAAAUAUACAUAAAAAGAGAAUGUACGCUGAAAGUUAUCUCGGAUUUGGAUUCACGUGGAUAGGCGACGAGGAUAAUCAACAGCCCAAGUGCGUCGUUUGCAAUGAAGUGCUUGCGAAUAGCUGCAUGAAACCUUCGCUGCUCAUCCGUCACCAGGCACGAAAACAUCCUACUUUGGUGGGAAAGUCAAACCAGUAUUUUAAAAAUAUGCAACAACCGACCGUAGCGGAUCAUUUUAACAAAUCCAAACGAGAAAACCAACUUUAUGUUGAAGCGUCGUAUAAGAUCAGUUAUAACAUCGCAAAAUCUGGGAAAGGACACACGAUUGGCGAAACUCUUGUUUAUCCCUGCAUAAAAGAUGCCGUUCAAACCGUUCUAGGCGAUGAGUCCGUGGACAAAAUUUCUAACAUACCUUUGUCCAAUUCAACUGUUCAUCGCAGAAUUGACGAUAUGUCCCAAGCCGUCGAGCUUGAGGUCAUCACGAGACUCCAACGAAGCGCCGGUUUCGUAAUGCAGGUAGAUGAGAGUACGGAUGUCGCAAACCUUGCAAUUUUGCUUGUGAUUGUACGAUACAUGAACGGGACCCAG
Culex quinquefasciatus (southern house mosquito) is the source of this 2460-nucleotide messenger RNA. Its product is annotated as zinc finger BED domain-containing protein 5. The coding region runs from base 93 to 1670 and encodes 525 amino acids. The transcript has 6 exons. The record is from RefSeq and is a predicted model, not a curated record. NCBI's taxonomy places the organism in Eukaryota, Metazoa, Arthropoda, Insecta, Diptera, Culicidae.